Ananas comosus (pineapple) is the source of this 1480-nucleotide messenger RNA. Its product is annotated as senescence-specific cysteine protease SAG39-like. The record is from RefSeq and is a predicted model, not a curated record. Bases 249 to 1280 code for a protein of 343 amino acids. NCBI's taxonomy places the organism in Eukaryota, Viridiplantae, Streptophyta, Magnoliopsida, Poales, Bromeliaceae. Gene Ontology annotation, molecular function: cysteine-type endopeptidase activity. Gene Ontology annotation, cellular component: lysosome. The transcript has 2 exons.
GUUAAUCUAACCCAUCAGUCUCAAAUGUGGCAAUACGCCGAAACUGAGCAUACUUCACGGCACGCACCAGUCCCUCUCCUCCACCCAAACAACCGAUCGAGCAAUUUGAGCACUACGUAGACCCAUAUAUGCCUCUCCCAUCUCUCUAUAUAAACCCAUGCAUAUAUGUAUGAUCCAAUAUCCCUUGCUUAAUUAAUUAAGUGUGCAUAUAUAGAUAUAUCAACUUCUUAGUUUAUUAAUUACUAUAUAUGGCUUUCCCCACGAUAUUAACCCAAGGCCUUUGCAUGGCUCUGCUUGUUCUAACUCUACGGGCUUCUUCGUUCGCGUCGGCUUCUCGAGAGCUCGGCGAGAUGUCGAUGAUAGAGAGGCACGAGAGGUGGAUGGCUCAGCACGGCAAAGCGUACGAAGACGCUGCGGAGAAAGAGCGGCGGUUUGAGAUAUUCAAAUCGAACUUCGAGCUGAUUCAGACGUUCAACAAAGGAAACCACAAGUUCAGGCUCGGCUUGAACCGGUUUGCCGAUCUCACCAACGACGAGUUCAGGGCCACACACAACGGCUUCAGGCCGAAGUCGGGCGCGGCGGCGAGCACGGCGAAGCGGUUCAGGUACGAAAAUGUUACUGCAGUGCCCGCGAGCAUGGACUGGAGGGCUGAAGGCGCGGUUACUCCUGUGAAGGAUCAAGGACAGUGCGGAUGUUGCUGGGCGUUCUCCGCGGUAGCUGCAACAGAAGGGAUCGCUAAGCUUGCCACCGGCAAGCUAGUCUCCUUAUCGGAGCAAGAGCUCGUGGAUUGCGACGUCCACGGGCAAGACGAGGGCUGCGAUGGGGGGCUAAUGGACUCGGCUUUCGACUUCAUCGUCAAGAACCGGGGUCUAACCACGGAAGCCAACUACCCCUACAAGGGGGCAGACGGCAAGUGCAACACCCGCAAGGCAGAUGCGGCCGCCUCCAUCUCAGGCCACGAGGACGUGCCUGCGAACCAUGAGUCUGCCCUUCUCAAGGCAGUGGCCCACCAGCCGGUGUCGGUGGCCAUAGACGCCGGCGGGUUCGCCUUCCAGAUGUACGAGGGAGGCGUCUUUACUGGCGACUGCGGAACUGAUCUAGACCACGGGGUUACUGCGGUGGGAUAUGGCGUGGCGAGCGACGGGACCAAAUACUGGCUCAUUAAGAACUCGUGGGGCUCGUCGUGGGGCGAGAACGGAUACAUAAGGAUGGAAAGAGAUGUGAAUUCUAAAGAAGGACUCUGCGGCAUCGCCAUGGAAGCUUCCUAUCCUACUGCUUGAUGGGCAAAAUGGAAUACGCUUACUUAUAUAUGCAGAGUGCAUGUACGUAUACAAAUAAUAUAUACCGCACAAUGUAUAUAUAUAAAUAUGUGUUUGUGAUGGCUUUGCGGGUGGAGUAGUACUAUUAAGUGAAGUCAUUUAAGUAACUUUAAAAAUGCAUGUAUGAGAUGUUGCUGUGAUCGAAGCACUUCAUAAUGUAU